This is a messenger RNA of Verticillium alfalfae VaMs.102, 453 nucleotides long. RefSeq lists its product with no specific name. Lineage: Eukaryota; Fungi; Ascomycota; Sordariomycetes; Glomerellales; Plectosphaerellaceae. The record is from RefSeq and is a predicted model, not a curated record. The coding region runs from base 1 to 453 and encodes 150 amino acids. The transcript has 2 exons.
AUGGCACGCAUGGACUGCCCCAAGAUUGGCGGUUGCCGAGAGCCCGAGCUCCUCUCUAGCGCACGCUUUGCCGGUCUGAAUAUGGGCCUAAAUGUCGUUUCAGGCCCUGGGCCAACCGUGAGCCACACUGCGCGCCACUGGCUGCCUCCGUCUCGAGUCCGCGCUGCCACAUCCCACACCCAUUUGAUCGACUCAACAACUGGACAGGCAUCGCGCUCCUUCAUCACCACCCGCGCCGAGCCGACGCGUUGUGAGCCAAUUGCGACGUCAGCCAAACGCGUUGAUCGCCUGUACCAAUCGCCUGGUGUCGAAUCGUGGGAAGUCAGUCCAAUCGCCGUGGCGUUGUUUUACCUGGCCUCACCGACGAUUCGCUCGACAACGCUCAACAAUUCUGUACCCUCCAAUGCCCACCGACAAAUGCCUCGAUGGCAACCGCCGUCCGAGCUGGGAUGA